AUGGCACAAAAAGAAACAACAAUAAUCACACCUAAACCUUCUACAAAAUUUGUUUUACAAGCACCUGAACCUUCUACAACAUUAGUUUUACAAGCACCUGUACGUGUUCGUCUUAUCAAUAAAUCAAGUGGUGUUUUGGUAAUUGGAUCAAUCAAAUCGUUGACAAUUGCUAAACAAACUUCGAUAAAGCCAUCACUGAAUCCUGUCAUAUAA
Messenger RNA from Rotaria socialis, 213 nucleotides. The record is from the annotation of a GenBank genome assembly. NCBI's taxonomy places the organism in Eukaryota, Metazoa, Rotifera, Eurotatoria, Philodinida, Philodinidae.